AGUCAACAACAAUCUGACUGCACUGAACAACUGAGGACGAGCGAGUACUUGCUUAAAACCAAAUGAAAAGUAUUUUUGGAGCUAUUUUUCGAAAGCUCAAUUGUAAAUUGCUAUAAAGAGAACCUUAAAAUAUGAUGGACGGUUUAUAAGGACCAUUGCAAGCACCAGUCUGGACAAAAGCCUUGGGCAAGCUGACAACUGUUUCUAAUCAGGAAUCAUCACCACUAAAUACAGUUCCUCUUUGUUGUGGCAACACAAGUAUUACAUGAGGAUGCCUACUAUAUCUCAUCUUGUUUGUCUUUUAUUCUUGCUAUGUUUUUAUGAAUGUCAUUGCAUGGGGUAUGGCGGCUCAAGAGAACAAUCGUACGAUGAAGACCCAUUUUAUCAGGACUUUCUAAUGCCUGGUGUCCGUCCAACAAAGCCGGAUGAAUACAUAUGUACUGCAAUGUCAAUCCCUGUUGAUGAAAUAUAUAUAGUGAAUUUCGAACCAAAAGCCAGCAUGGAUACAGCUCACCACAUGAUGUUGUUUGGAUGUGAUGCAAUAGAAGAGCACCAUAGUAAUGCAUGGAAUUGUGGUUCCAUGUCGCAAUGUUCUAGAUCAUCGCAGAUCUUGUUUGCUUGGGCAAGAAAUGCUCCUGCCCCUUCCAUCCCUUCUGAUGUUGGUUUUAAAAUUGGAAGGAGAGCCAAUAUAAACUUCCUUGUACUCCAGAUUCACUAUGGAAAUGUAGAAGCCUUCCAACAUGGAAGCAUUGAUAACUCGGGUCUAACACUUACCUUGACAACACAGAGUCAACAGUAUUUGGCAGGCAUCUACUUACUCUUCUCAGGAUCGAUAUCCAUUCCUCCUCAUGCUGAAAAUAUUCAUACAGAUAUCGCUUGCGAAUACCAGCAUUCGGUCCCUAUCCACCCUUUUGCUUUCCGCACCCACUCCCACGAUCUUGGACGUGUCAUUACUGGUUAUCGCAUUCGUAACGGACGCUGGCAGGAGUUGGGAAAAGGCAACCCAAUGUGGCCUCAGGCAUUCUAUCCAAUGGAGAGAGAAUAUGAAAUUCAAUAUGGAGAUAUUCUGGCAGCAAGGUGUACAUAUAGUUCAACUAGGGACACUUACACUAAGGUUGGACCAACUGGGAAAGAUGAGAUGUGCAAUUUUUACAUGAUGUAUUAUACGGAUGCUAGUCAAGGUUUCUCUUUUGGUGAGUGCAUGGAAAAAGAUCCUGAUCUCUUCAAGAACAUUCCACCUGGUUCCGACGACCCUCCACCAGAUCCAAUCGGAUUCAAUUCAGAAAUGAUAGAAAGCCAUGGCCAUCACCAUGAUCCGGAAAUAUCCAUACUAGAUUACGACCACGCUCAUGACCUUCCGGAGAACUCGCAGGAACAUGCUGAUUACCUUCGAAGCUCAUUUGACGGAGCGGAUUUACAGGAAACCACUCCAAUGAGUAAUAACGAGAAUAAUGCUACAGAAUCAGCAAAUGUAACUAAUGAUGAAAACUUGAGGAAUUCACAGGAUCUCGCCAACCAAGAGGAUACACCUGCAAGUAAAUCUAAUGAGCUGCACCAGGUUAAAAAUUGGCUUGGAGAUGGUAUUAAUUUCGGCCAAGUAGCAGGCGUAGAUGUCGAUACCCAUGGUGACGUGCAUGUAUUUCACAGAGCCAACAGAGUGUGGACUUCUAGCUCCUUUGACGGUGAUGACAAUUUUUUGGGCAAAGGUGCUAUAACUAGCGAUACGGUGGUAGUGCUAGACAAGGACACAGGCAAAAAGAAGCGUUCCUGGGGAGCUAAUCAAUUUUACAUGCCACAUGGCUUAACAAUUGAUUAUGAAGGUUACAUUUGGGUAACAGAUGUAGCACUGCAUCAGGUCUUCAAAUACCCUGCAGAGGGUGGCGACAAAGCCAUACUGACUCUGGGAGAGCGACUCAAGCCUGGUAAAGACAGGAAACACUUUUGCAAACCCACCGAUGUUGUAGUCGAACCUGACGGUUCCUUUUUUGUUGCUGAUGGUUACUGCAAUUCACGUAUACUGAAGUUUUCCCCUGAUGGGACAUUGCUUAUGGAAAUAGACAAUGCUAAUUUGAAAUCAAUUAUACCUGCAGUAUUCCAAAUUCCUCAUAGCUUGACUUUGGUACAUGAAAAAAACAAAGUAUGUGUUGCUGAUCGUGAGAACGGACGCAUUUUAUGUUUUGAUGUUAAUACUGGUGAGCUCCAUAAUGUCUUCCGGCCAAGUGCACAUGUUUUCGCCGCAGAGUAUAGUGGACGUGAUGGUGGUAUUCUUUAUGCUGUGAGUGGCCCCGAACAAACAAGCUCACCCAAAGGCUUUAGUAUAGGCUUUGAAGAUGACUCUGUGUUGCAGACAUGGUCACCUUAUUCGGGAUUUAGUCAGCCUCAUGAUGUUGCAGUGUCUCAUGAUGGCAGGUCUGUGUACGUUGCUGAUCUUGGUGCUCAUCUUGUUUUUAAGUUUGUGCUUGACUUGGGUAUUCACGAAACCGACAAGAAGAGCGCUGCUGGCUCAUUACCAGGAAACACUCUUGAUAAUGAUGCAGUCAUAAACAAAAAGAACAAAAGUCCGGUGAUGUCAAAAGCAGCGAACGCAGCAACUGCCAUUGUCGUCUGUAUCCUGAUCGUGCCUAUUGUCUGUAUAUUCAUUGUAGCGAUUUUUGUACGACUCCGUGACCAAUGGCACGGCGGAAUGGUAAAAGGAUUCCCACGUUACAAGUCCACCCAGGACAGAUUUAGUGUUGGUAAUUUCUUCAACAAACGCAAAGGGUUUAACCCAGUAACGACAGAAGGAAGUGAUCUUGAAGAUGAUGGUAGUUGGACCGAUGGCUCAGAUGUAGAGGAGUACAGUAGAUUGACGGGUAUCAGAGCACAAAAUUUAUAAUUUGUAUGCUCCAAGUUGGUUUUUGUAUUAGAUUAUUAUUUAGUUAGGUAGAGGAAAUAUAUUUAGAAAUUGAAAGUAAAAUUAUAUACUUGAUGUUCUGUGUAUAUCUUAGAAUCUGUUCCGGUAUAUUUUUGUAUUUGUGUUAUCUUUGUCUAAUGUAUUUAAAUUAUUAAUAUAAUUCUUGGUGUUUAAGAUGUGAAAAUAAGCUGGUCAUGUGUUUUGUUUAUUUUCACACUCAAUCACAUAGAGACCUGUAUUCAAAUUUUGAAAUUCUAUCCAUUCCUCAUAUACCAACUUUUCUCUUAAGGGUUUGGAUGGUACUUAGUUUCAGGAAAUUGACACCUUUGUUCAUAUUUGUACUUACUGUGUAUGAAUAUUGUCUAUAAAAAUGUUUAAAAAUUAUAUUUAUUUUUUAUUUGUUUUCCAUGUACUGUAUAAAUUGUAAGCUUAAAAAACCAACAGAAAAACAAGGCAUUAAAAAUACUCAACCAGACAUAAUGUACAUACUGCUAAUGGUCCUCAGUGGCGGAUCCAGGGAGGGACUCUCAUGGAUGGAGGAUCUAUUUCACCUCAACCCCACCUGAUUGAGGCUGAGGUAAACACAUUUAUAAUUAUGGCAUCUCUUAGAUUGAAAGUUGGAAUAUCAUUUUCUUGAAAGUUUACACCCCCCCCCCCCGAAUCUGCCACUGGCCAUAUUUCUGCUUAUCUAAUCCAGAACCGGGGCCUAGAUUAUCAGAUAAAUUUCCCAUAAUAAUGGACACAGCCGCAAAGGGAUUAAAAAUAAAGCUUUUUACCGAUAAAGCAGUGGGAAAACACAAGGAUUUAAAACAGACGUUGGCUAUUAUUAUUAUUGAAUGGGGAAAGACAAAUAUAAAAGAAAUCUCAGCGAUAAAACUACGGUGAUGAUGUCUAGUCUGCACUAGUCCUAACACGACCAAGGUAAAAACCGCUCAUCGUUGUGGCUUAGGCAUCUAAAACAGUCAACCUACAGUACUUAGAUUAACAGUUAUAUAAAGUAUACUUACAGUAUAUUAAAUUAUUCUUUAGUCUGAUUAUGGAAAUAUAUUAAUUAUUUAAAAGGUAGCAAAUCAUGUUCUUAAUGUAGGUUCGUGUAAAUUUGAAUAGCAUUCAUUUGAGACACAUUUGUUACAAUGAGAUGAGCUGUAUAAUUUUAAUUAAAUCAAUAAAACAUAGGACACUAGAAUAUUCAUAUUAAUUUAUGUGACAGAUAUGAAACUAGCUGUCACAUACACAGCAAUUGUCUUCAUGUUCAAAUGAAAGAUAUAAGUUUUACAAUCAAUUGACUUGAUGCAAAAAUUCAAUCAUUUAAAAACAAUACCAUACAUAAUAUAUAAAAGACACCAUUAAAGAUAUCAAAAUCUACUGCUAUCACAUCCGAAGGCUAUACAUAAUAAAACAUACAGAUUAUUAAAAUCUUUAGCAUCUGCCACUGGUAUUAUAGGCAAUUUUUAUUUUUGAAAUAUUACUAUUAAACCUUUAAUUUGGAGGAAUUUGUUUAAAACACAAUUACGAUUUUGUUUUUUGGGUUUCAAGUUAUAUACUGUACAUUUAUUAUGUUUGUCCAUUUUUUGUUUUCAAUGGUAUAAAAGUUAUGAGCAACUUGGCACCCAGGUCACAUAUUGUAAUUUUUAGGCCUUUCAUGUUUUUUAGGUUUUUAUUUUUAGGGAUAAAUAAGAAAUAAGGGAAGAAAUAAAGGAAACAAUGAGAAGAACAACGAUAUUUUUAUGUUUUGAAAUAAUUUGGUACAUUCAAAGUGAAAUAUAUUUGAGGAAAAUGUGCUUUAUGAUGUAUAUUUAUGGAUGUUUCCAAAAAAAAAUCAAAAUGUUCUGUAAAUUUCGCCAACAGGCGUUUUAAACUCUGAUUUAAAUUACUAGUAUACAAACAAUUAUGGCCACAGCAACAUUUGAUUAAUAUGUGAAAAAUUAUUUUUUCCUAAAUGUCAUCUUCAUGUUUGUAUGCAUAAAACAUAAUACAAUGAUUUUUUAGACUUGUGUGAUGUUUUACAUAGUUUAGUCAAUGUAAUAAGGAAGGUUGAGAUACUACUUACAGCAUAACCAUAGUAAAGUGUUUCCCUGUUGAUUUCUUCCAUUGUAUACCAAUAAUUUUCUUUCCAGAAUUCACGUCCUUUUUGCAUAUGCCAGUGGCAUUUAACUGUAUUAUUCAUAAGGUUACGUCUUGUUUACAUAUUUCAUCAACUAUAAUCAGAAGAAACUCGAAUGUAAAUUUAAUUGGUUUAUGACAAUAGAAUGGUGAAUCUAUAUUAGGCUUAGAUUAUGCAAUCUUCACCUUUUCUGGAUUUUAAGGCGGCCAUGUUUUUCUCCUCCUUAUCUGCUGUUAUUUUCUUCUCCACGCUAGCAAGCCAUGGUUAUGAUAAAAAAAAAAGGCGAAAUAAAUGAAAUGAAAUGAAAUGGUCACUGUGAUAUAACUAGUGUUAGCCAGUGUAAAUUUUGAUACAUAUCUGUAGCUAUCAGUGACGACGUUGUAUCCCUUAUGUUAUUUUUAACACAGUUCAUAGAUACAUAGGGUACCUUACUAUUCUGCGCUGUAAAAACAGACAGCUGAUAACCAUUGCUGAAAAAAAUGUUCAGAAUUUAUAGAAUCGAUAGAAGGCAAAAAAAUGUGUAGAUAUUUUAACUAACUUAAUAUGAUAUGAAAAUUAUAUUUGUGAAACAAUGGUGUCAAUUAGGAAGCAUUACGAUUAUCAUUGAAGAAAUUUGAAAUUAAGAAAAUAUUUAACAUGUAUAUAUUGUAGUUAAAUACAUUGUAUAGAAAAGGAACAGAUGUACUUUAUUAGUCAUUCAUUAAUGUUGUGAAUAUGAUAUUAAAGUGCAUGUGUGUAAUUUGUGUAUUAUAUUUAUCGUAAUUGGAAGCGUCACUCUCGAUGCACCGUAGGAGGGUAUUCAUUAGAUACGCUAGCAACUUUAGUGUGCGUGAAACAGUGCGUAUGUCAUUAAAUGCUUUAAGUUAGAAGAUGGUAAGGCCUGGUUUUGAUGGAACUGCAAGCAAAAUGAUAUGUCAAACCUAUUAUAUCCUCGUCUAUUAGCCCUUCAGGUAAUUAAUUUAUGUUUAGGUGUCAUCAGCGUGCAAUUGAUCAAGUUUUGAGUUUACGUUCUGUAUCUACUCUGCUUUUUGGAAAUGUAUUCACUGGCAGCACUAAAUUGCAACCCAUUAUGUCUUUUUUUAAUGAUUUUUUAAUAUUUUGUAUAUUGUGACUGAACUAUCGAAGUUCUCGUCAUGUAUUUUUGUUCAAAACUUGAGCGUGAGGCUCUGCAUUUUAACCAAGUUUGUUUAAUAAUAAUAAUAAUAAUUUUGGCUUAUAUAGCGCUUUAUGCUAAAGCCUCAAUGCGCUUAACAAUAAAAAUAAAAAUGCUAGGAGAAAUUUAAGAAAAGUACAUGUUAAAAAGGUGAGUUUUUAAAGCUGCCUUUAAAAUCAUAAAAAUCAUAGCAUUGCUUUUAAUGCGGGGUAUUUUGCAAAGUGACAGUCUCCCUCAUAGGUAAAAAUGCUGAAUUUCAUGCCCACUUGCAUCCAUCCAUCUCUGUCAUUUUAAAUGUAAACAUGCUGAUGUAUACACAGUGGCAUAAUGGUGGGGCCGGGGCUCUGUGGCUUUUUGAGAGUGGAGCCCUUUUUUGCCCCGGUUGCCAAUUCCAUUGUGGGAUUUUUCGUUGUGCUGUUCUUUUAAUUAUGUUUGUCAUUGCAUUCUAAAUGUUUUUAAAGACAAAAUAAAUUAUAUGAAAUGAGUGGCAAAUCCGGGAAUGUUUAUAUAUAUAGGGCCCAGGGAGAGAAUUUCACUGAUAAAGGGUCAAUACCACAUGAGUCCCACCAUGGUUGGGGCUGAGGUAAGUAAAUGUAUGAUUACAUCCCCGAAAUGGCUGGAUAUGGCACUCAGACUUACAAUUAAAAAAAAAUUAAGGGCCCAUUUAAAUCGCUACUGGAUAUAAUAUGAUAUACAGUCGAUAUACGAGACACAUUCUGUUAUGUAACAACAGAGCCCUUUUGGGUCAGGGUGAUAGAUCAAGGACCAUGUGGUUAGGGGUCCCUUCGAUGGCCAUAGGAGUCGGGGGCACUACGGACCGUCGCACAAGAGCGCAUAGGCGUUACGCCACUAUGUAUACACCUGAUUUUAAAAAUAUUGCAGCCGAGCCUCAUCUCUGUAUGUUCAGUGAUUAUCAUAGAGAUAUUUAUCAAAAAGUUUUAACAGUUUUAUUUAUCAUAGUAAUUUUAGUCUAACAUUUUUCUUUAAAUCAAGGGUUUAAUUUCAUUAUUACAAUUGUUGUGUAAAAAGCAUGAAAUAAAUAAACGUGUUUUGUAUACAAAA
Messenger RNA from Anneissia japonica, 7212 nucleotides. Its product is annotated as peptidyl-glycine alpha-amidating monooxygenase B-like. Lineage: Eukaryota; Metazoa; Echinodermata; Crinoidea; Comatulida; Comatulidae. Gene Ontology annotation, cellular component: extracellular region; membrane. The record is from RefSeq and is a predicted model, not a curated record. Gene Ontology annotation, biological process: peptide metabolic process. The transcript has 19 exons. Gene Ontology annotation, molecular function: oxidoreductase activity, acting on paired donors, with incorporation or reduction of molecular oxygen, reduced ascorbate as one donor, and incorporation of one atom of oxygen; protein binding; copper ion binding. Bases 266 to 2875 code for a protein of 869 amino acids.